Molecule: messenger RNA, 2973 nt
Organism: Brassica napus (rape)
Lineage: Eukaryota; Viridiplantae; Streptophyta; Magnoliopsida; Brassicales; Brassicaceae
Exons: 3
Coding region: 40-2973 (977 amino acids)
Source: RefSeq, a predicted model, not a curated record
AAUCUAACCCGCAAAAGCCACUCAACGAUCAGAAACGAUAUGCAAGACUCGACGUGCGCGAACGUCAUCUCAUUCAAGGGGGUAGCAACGGUCGAUCGGGCCAAACCUCGAAACGACCUCCUUGUCAUCGAGUUGACGAUUCGAGAUGUCGACGUCGCUAGGGUACUUAUCAACACCGGUAGUUCGGCCGAUAUCAUCUUCAAAGAAACGCUCAAAAAAAUGGGGAUCAAUCAAUCUGAAGUCACAAAAUACCGCAACCCACUGCUGGGACUUUCGGGGGAAAUAACCAUGGCCUAUGGAUCGAUUAAUCUAGCUGUCAAAGCCGGAACUGUGACGAACGUCACAGAGCUUCUAGUCGUUGACCAUCCCGCAUCUUACAACGUUAUCAUGGGGACGCCAUGGCUAAACGCCAUGCGCGCAAUCCCAUCAACGUACCAUCUUUGCCUCAAGAUCCCGACCCCUAACGGAGUCGAGGUAAUAUGGGGAAAUCCGAGAGUCUCACAGGUUUCCUUCGCCGCGGAACUGAAACGAAAAAGACCAAUCCUCGAGAUCACUCCUAGAAAAGUGGAGAAAAAGACCUCCAGCAAAGAUACACGAGGUCAAGAUUCAGCGGAACUCUUCUGGCAAUCUCGCAGCAUCGCAGCCCUAGACGAAAAACGCGAGCCAACAUGCGAACCCGUGGUGACGAUCUGUCUCGACGAAGCCUUCCCAGAACGCUGCGUCGAGAUUGGAGCCAAUCUCCGCGAGCCUUUAAGAACAGAACUCAUAGCCUGUCUUAAAAAGAACCUCAAUACAUUCGCAUGGGCUGCAGAAGAUAUGCCGGGGAUCGACAUUAACAUAACAUGUCACGAGUUGAAUAUCGACCCAACAUUCAAACCCAUCAAGCAGAAAAGGCGGAAGCUAGGACCCGAACGUGCUGCCGCAGUAAACGAUGAGAUCAAAAAAUUGCUCAAAGUUGGGUCGAUAACAGAAGUAAGAUACCCAGACUGGCUCGCCAACCCUGUAGUAGUCAAAAAGAAAAACGGGAAGUGGCGAGUUUGCGUGGAUUUUACCGACCUAAACAAAGCAUGUCCAAAGGAUAGCUUCCCUCUACCACAUAUCGAUCGAUUGGUAGAGACAACAGCGGGCAACAAACUUUUAUCCUUCAUGGAUGCCUUCUCAGGUUAUAAUCAAAUUAGGAUGAAUCCCGACGAUCGCGAGAAGACUGCGUUCAUUACCAAUCGCGGAACUUAUUGCUAUAAGGUAAUGCCCUUCGGCCUCAAAAACGCCGGUGCAACUUACCAACGACUCGUAAACCGAAUGUUCUCCAAACAACUCGGAAAAACGAUGGAGGUUUAUAUCGACGACAUGCUCGUCAAAUCCCUCAAAGCAAAAGAUCACGUGUCACAUCUCGAAGAGUGUUUUGCGAAAUUAAAUUCCCAUAACAUGAAGCUCAACCCGACAAAAUGUAAAUUUGCCGUGGCAUCAGGGGAAUUCCUCGGCUACUUGGUCACAUACCGUGGUAUCGAAGCGAAUCCAAAACAGAUCAACGCACUAAUCAAGAUGGCUUCACCAAAGAAUAAGCGGGAAGUUCAAAGACUGACCGGCAGAAUCGCAGGGCUCAACCGAUUUAUUUCACGAUCAACAGAUAAGUGCCUGCCCUUCUACGACGUCCUGCGAAGAAAUAAAAAAUUUGAAAGGUCGGAGGAGUGCGAAAACUCCUUCCAACAGUUGAAGCGCUAUUUAGCUACCCCUCCAGUCCUCGCAAAACCCGUGGAAGGGGAACCUUUAUUCUUGUACAUUGCUGUAUCGGCAACGGCCGUAAGCGGAGUCCUGAUCAGGGAAGAACGCGGGGAGCAGAAACCUAUUUUCUACAUAAGCAAAACCUUGUUGGAUGCCGAAUCUAGGUAUCCGUUGAUGGAAAAAUUGGCAUGCGCGGUCGUAACAUCGGCUCGAAAACUAAGACCAUAUUUCCCAUCCCACACGAUUGUCAUCCUCACGACUUCCGUCGAUCCUAUGGUUCAGGAUCCGCAAGAUGCGGGGGAACAGUCCGGGACAGGCAUUUUGUGUGUUUUGGAUGCCUCGGCCCAACCUUCUGGUUCAUCUACAACUCCGAUCUUUGUUGAUGAUAAGAAGAAGGUCACUGAAUCGAUGCCUCCACCUCCAACCAAAAAGGAAAUCGUCCUAGCGUUGCGUGCUCCCAGUGCUACUCCGGCUGUUCCAGUGAGGAGUCGGAAGAGGAGGUGUACGAAGGGCAAUGAUGGGGAGCCUUCGCAUCCAGAGGGGUUGAGUCUGGCGUCGGGACUUCGUGGAAAGUUUGUAUCGUUGAUCGACGGGAUGAUAAACAAUUGCAGUUCUGAGGCCAGUCGUCUUGCGAGAGAGCUUACGGAGACGCAGGGCAAAUUGUUCGAGCUCGAAGCUAUGAUGAAAAUGGUCGAGGAUUCUCAUUCCGCAAAGGUGUCCAAGCUCGAGGUUCAGACUGGCGAGCUCGAGAGGGACCUUGGGAAGACGGCGAGUUAUUUGAUUAAAGAGAAGAAGGCCAUGAAGACCAAGUCUUCGGAGGUACGUCGACUUCAACGCCAGAUUGAGGAUGGCGAAGAAUCAACGAACCGCGGAGUCGAGGAGUCCAGAGGUGCUUUAAGCGUUGAGUUUCAGGCCCGUUUGACGAGGAUCGCAGACUUUCUAAGCUCCCUUGAGUGUGUUUGCAGUAGGGAUUUGGUCCUGUCGAGCAUUGAUGGUGGGAUGGCCGUGGUUCAGGAGUUCAAAGGUGAGACCCCUUCAUCUUUCCAGGCCGAGGAGGCCAGGUUGUCUGCCUGCAAGGAGGAUCUGGAGGCCGUGGACUGGAGUUUUGAACUCAUCCUGGCUGACCUGAAAUCCGAGCGCAUCCUCCCGACAUCCUCGGAAGUCCCUGAGGGGCAAGACCCUCUGGUUGGGGAAGGCGGAGAUGGUGCGGCCCCGAGUUUGGACGAGGCGAUGGGUGAAGGAGAGGUCUAG